Ostrinia nubilalis (European corn borer) is the source of this 384-nucleotide messenger RNA. It is a transcript of the gene Rpb12, whose product is annotated as DNA-directed RNA polymerases I, II, and III subunit RPABC4. Gene Ontology annotation, biological process: DNA-templated transcription. Bases 139 to 318 code for a protein of 59 amino acids. Gene Ontology annotation, cellular component: RNA polymerase I complex; RNA polymerase II, core complex; RNA polymerase III complex. Gene Ontology annotation, molecular function: DNA binding; zinc ion binding. The record is from RefSeq and is a predicted model, not a curated record. Lineage: Eukaryota; Metazoa; Arthropoda; Insecta; Lepidoptera; Crambidae. The transcript is spliced from 3 exons.
UGUCACUCAAAAAUUCUGAAUGUCAAAAUUUCAUGUUCUUUCUCGUGUUGUUUUGUUGUAAUUUGUGGGACUUAUUUAUAAGAUCUACUUCACUGCAUACUUGGUCAUUGGUGUAUUAAUGCAAUUUAAUUUUACAACAUGGCAGAUGCAAAUGCGAAAGAGCAAUCCGUUACUAAAGUGCCUAUGAUUUAUGUUUGUGGAGAAUGCCAUAGAGAAAAUGAAAUUAAGCCCAGAGAUCCAAUCAGAUGCAGAGAAUGUGGUUAUAGGAUCAUGUACAAGAAACGAACAAAAAGAUUGGUGGUCUUCGAUGCCCGAUAAUUAUGGAUAUUUAAUAGAUAAGCUUCUAAUGUAAGAAAAAAAUAAACACGUAAGUUCCCAAGUCUA